CAUUCUUCACUCUUCUCUCUUCAUAUCCAAAUUUCAAGCAGCAUAUCAGCCUCAUCAAAUGGGUGAUACUUCUAUCCUGGCUCCUUCAGUCCAAGAGUUGGCAGAGCAAGGCAUUACAAAAGUUCCCGAACAAUAUCUUCAACCAAAUCAAGACUCUAUUCUUGUAUCUAACACAACAUCUUCACCACAACUUCCAAUUAUUGACUUCGAUAAAUUAUUAUGUGAAGAUGGAAUUGAGCUAGAGAAGCUAGACAAUGCUUGUAAGGAAUGGGGUUUCUUCCAGCUCAUAAAUCAUGGAGUCAACCCAUCACUGGUAGAAAGUGUGAAAAUUGGUGUUCAACAAUUCUUCCACCUUCCAAUGGAAGAGAAAAAGAAGUUUUGGCAAACAGAAGAAGAACUGCAGGGGUUUGGACAGGUUUAUGUUGCAUUGGAGGAACAAAAGCUAAGAUGGGGAGAUAUGUUUUACGUUAAAACUUUUCCAUUGCACAUAAGGCUUCCUCAUCUAAUUCCUUGUAUGCCACAACCAUUCAGAGAUGAUUUUGAGAACUAUUCUCUUGAAUUGAAAAAACUAUGUUUCAAAAUCAUUGAACGUAUGACAAAAGCUUUAAAGAUCCAACAACCAAAUGAAUUGCUAGAUUUCUUUGAAGAAGGAGAUCAAUCAAUAAGGAUGAAUUAUUACCCUCCCUGUCCUCAACCAGAUCAAGUCAUUGGACUUAAUCCUCAUUCAGAUGCUAGUGCCCUUACCAUCCUUCUCCAAGUCAAUGAAAUGCAAGGCCUUCAAAUAAAAAAAGAUGGAAUGUGGGUUCCUAUCAAUCCUCUCCCUAAUGCUUUUGUGGUCAACAUUGGAGAUUUGUUAGAGAUAAUGACCAAUGGGAUUUACCGUAGCAUUGAACAUAGGGCAACAGCCAACUCAGAGAAGGAAAGGAUCUCUGUUGCAGGAUUUCACAAUAUUCAAAUGGGCAGAGAUCUAGGUCCAGCACCCAGCCUUGUUACUCCGGAGACUCCUGCAAUGUUCAAAACAAUUACUCUUGAAGAAUACGUUAAUGGAUAUCUUGCAAGCAAGAUAAAGGGGAAGUCAUACUUGGAUGUUGUGAGGAUCAAAAACGACAUUCAUGCAUAAUUUCGGUUCAUUACUUUAAAUAUGCUUUUAUAUCCUAUGUGAAAUAAGAGGACAUAGGCUUUGGUCCUAUAGUGAAGAGUUGUGUUUGAUUUUCAUCAAUUUAUAAUUUGAAGUAGUUGUGUUUGAUGAAUGGAAGUGAAUUGAGAGUAACGUGAUAA
Molecule: messenger RNA, 1278 nt
Organism: Medicago truncatula (barrel medic)
Lineage: Eukaryota; Viridiplantae; Streptophyta; Magnoliopsida; Fabales; Fabaceae
Product: protein SRG1
Exons: 4
Coding region: 59-1120 (353 amino acids)
Source: RefSeq, a predicted model, not a curated record